Xiphias gladius (swordfish) is the source of this 1894-nucleotide messenger RNA. It is a transcript of the gene clec3a, whose product is annotated as C-type lectin domain family 3, member A. The record is from RefSeq and is a predicted model, not a curated record. The coding region runs from base 128 to 718 and encodes 196 amino acids. Lineage: Eukaryota; Metazoa; Chordata; Actinopteri; Istiophoriformes; Xiphiidae. The transcript has 3 exons.
GUACGCAGAAAAAGGCAUACAGAGGGCUAGUAUAUAUAUUGAGCUGCCCGCAGUGUUUUUGGUUCCUUCCACAGCAGUAUAAGGUGUGCCACUGUGUCCCGUCCCGUAGGAUCCACUGGCCUCAGACAUGGCACGUCUGGCCCUCCCUGUCUUCCUCGUUCUUUGCUUCUCUUUGCUCCACUUCAGCUGCAGCCGUCCAUCUCGCACCAAGAAGGCUGUGUCAGCUCGACAGCCCGGAGAGGAAGACGAAGUGAAGUCCCAGCUUGAGAGGUUGUGGCGGGAGGUGAACUCACUGAAAGAGAUGCAGGCGUUGCAGACAGUCUGUCUCCGUGGCAUCAAAGCGCACAGGAAGUGCUAUCUGACAAUUGAGGAACCAAAACAUUACCAUGAAGCAAAUGAAGACUGCAUUGCACAAGGAGGAACUCUUGCAAUGCCGCGGGACAUGACGGAGAACAAUGAACUGAGAGACUAUGCAAAGAGGAGCGCUCCAGGAUCCAAGGACUUCUGGAUUGGUGUGGCAGACAUAGUGAAAGAAGGCCAGUAUGUUGAUGUCAACAGCCUGCCAGUCAGCUUUUUCAACUGGGACCGCUCCAAGAAGCAGCCCACAGGAACGAAGAGGGAGAGCUGUGUUGCCCUUUCAGUGGCUGCACAGGGAAAGUGGUACGAUGAGGUGUGUCGGAGCCUGAAAAAGUACAUCUGUGAAUAUGUCAUUCCUUAAAGCGAAUGUUGUUGUUGACUACUUGAUGAGCAUUCAUGCAGGUCAUUCAUUAAAAUUGUCAAAUCUGUGGCCAUUUAUGAUGGAAACAUGGCUUGUUAUUGUUCAUGUAUUAUAAAACUCCAUUUUAUUAAAUUUUGUCUCUAUGUAUUAAUUAGGUUGCUAAUUAGCUUUAAUACACAAAGUAAUAACCGGCGACUUAUGGAUUAAGUUAGACAGAAAUAAACAAAAAUGUAAACUGUUGUUUUUUUGUUACAACCAUUUCAUUUUGUUUAUACACUUUUUUUCUGCAUUAAGUUUUCUAAUUUCUUCAACAUCAGUGUACUUUAUAUUGACACUGUUGUAUACAUACAUACAUACCAGUGAGUUCCCCAGUCUAAUACUCAGCGGCUGAAUAGCUCAAUGAGCAAAUGUGGCUGGAGUGAUUUGCUCAAGGUCAGCAUGUGAAGUAAAAGCAAGUGUUUUUAAUUCCCUUGCCUUUUGGUUGUUCUCUGGAGCAUCACUAUGACACUAAACUAAGAAGAACCCAAAGAAAAAGUCUUAAACUAACUUUGGGGAGUAAUUUACAUGAGCGUUAGAGAAGAAAGAUAUCAUCUGUAAGGGACUCUUGUUGUAUGUUCCACUCUGUUAUCAGACUUAUUGACUUAAGAGGGCACGUACAGUUCCCAAUGGUAAGUAGUGUCAAACUUUUACCUACAAUAACUAUGAGGCCCUACUGGAGGUGUAGGUCUUUGCGCUUUAUUUUUUAAAUCAUUUUUUUUUUUUAAAUCUGUAAUACAACAGUAUUAGAUAAAUAUCUAUAUAAAUCAUUUCAUACUAAAAUGUUUUAGCACAACAAACUAUGCAAAAACUGAAGGAGUGUACAAACAUUUUCACUGCACUGUACGUACAUGGAUUUACAGUCUGACUGUAAUGGAUCCAAUCAGUGUAUCAUUACGCAAUAGAAAAUGAACUGUUAGGGACUUAUUGCUAUCUUCGGUACCUGUUAAUAGAUGAAAUAAAAAGCAAACAGGUGUGUUGUGCCCAUUUCUGAAAAAAAAAAAGUCUAUUUCUAUUCUAACUGUAGUGCACAGUGAAUCCAAAGACUCAUUCUCACCAUCCCAGCCAUCCCACAUGGGUAUCUGUAAAUUAACCGACUGCUGAAUGCAUCGCUAUAAAUGUAUUUCUGUCUAUAACGCG